This is a messenger RNA of Malaclemys terrapin pileata, 669 nucleotides long. Its product is annotated as keratin, type I cytoskeletal 10-like. Lineage: Eukaryota; Metazoa; Chordata; Testudines; Emydidae. The transcript is spliced from 5 exons. The coding region runs from base 1 to 669 and encodes 222 amino acids. The record is from RefSeq and is a predicted model, not a curated record. Gene Ontology annotation, molecular function: structural molecule activity.
AUGGGUUAUCUAGUCUGCAAUACACAGCAGCUAAACACCAACGCUGAGGAGACCAGUACCAACAAAAGUCAGAUUACUGAACUGAGAUGCACUCUUCAAGCCUUGGAGAUAGAGCUGAAAUCCCAACUUGUUCUGAAACAAUCUCUUGAAGCCACCUUGACAGAGACAGAAGGUCGCUAUUGUGCACAGCUUUCAGAAAUACAAGUGGUGAUUAGCAGCGUGGAGACACAAGUGCAACAGAUAAGGGAUGACAUGAAAUGCCAGAAUUCAGAGUAUGAAUUACUCCUGGACAUCAAGAUUCAUCUGGAAAAUGAGAUUGAGGUUUACCGCCGCCUGCUAGAUGGAGAGGGAAGUGAUUCUGGAUAUGGAGGUCCUGGAUGUAGAAGUUCUAUUUCUGGAGAUUCAGGAUCUAGAAAUCUAGGAUUUGGCACAGAUUUGGGAUUGAGAGGUACAGGAUCUGCUACAGUUUCAGGCUCUAGUGGUUCUGGCGCUGGUACAGAGUUGGGAUCUAGACGUUCUGGAUCGGCAAGCUCUGACUCUAAGUCAGGCGAUAUCAGCAAAGAACUAACGAAAAUCAGAGUGAUUAAAACAAUCAUUGAAGAGUUAGAUCAGCAUGGUAGAGUCACAUCAUCUAAGGUACAGUCAGUUGAAGAGAAGCCAAUAAGGUAA